This is a messenger RNA of Ostreobium quekettii, 717 nucleotides long. NCBI's taxonomy places the organism in Eukaryota, Viridiplantae, Chlorophyta, Ulvophyceae, Bryopsidales, Ostreobiaceae. The record is from the annotation of a GenBank genome assembly.
AUGGCCCUCGCUCGCCGCGACGCCUCCGCGCGGCAGCGCACCGCGUCGACGCCGUGGGCGCCGGGCGCCCACCGCGCCCCCGGCCCGCUGCCGGCAUGCCGACCCGCGCGGCUGGCCGGCCGCCCCUGCCCAACGCGACGCGAGCUACAUUCCUCCGUGGCGCUCGGCGCAGCGGCGGAUGGCCAAGGAUCCGAUGCCGUUGCCAAGCCGCCCAUAGCCGAGACCGCCCGCACCGUGGUAGACAUCACGUCCCACGGCACGCUGUGCACGCUGUCCGACGACGGCACCCCGCUGGGCACCCACGUGACCUACGUCCUGGACAGCGAUGGACAGCCAAUCCUGCGGCUGAGGCGCGAUGCGGUGCACACGGCCAACGUGGCGCGGAGCGGCCGGUGCAGCCUGUUCGUGCACCCCGAGGACUACCCCGCGCGCUGCCUGGCGCGGGUGACGCUGCUGGGAGAGGCGGAGGGCGUGGGGGAGGAGGAGGAGGAGGCGUUCAGGAUGAUGCACCAGGCGGCGCACGGGGAGGCCGCGGGCGUGGACAGGCCCAGCGAGACGGACCUGCUGUACAGGCUGAGGGUGUCGGACUGCUUCUUUGUGGGCGGGCUGGGUGGGGCUGCUACUGCAGAGAGCAUCAGUUCUGAAGACUACACGGCUGCUCAGCCUGAUGUUUUGAGGCAUGAUGUACCAGACAUCAUCUCGCAGUGGAACAGGUAG